CCCAACCAGACCAAGACCUCCGGGCGCUGUCCUUGCCAAGCUCGUAACCCGCAGUUCCCCCUCCAUGGCCCUAGGGGGCGCCACUUUGGUACUGACGCUCUGCCUGUGGGGCUGGCUGGCGCCCGGGCCAGGCCUGGGCGAGCUGGACAGCAUGACCCAGAUGGGGGCGCCGGCCAACCUGGUGGCCCUGAUCCCCGAGGCCGCCAGGGCGACGGUGGCGGCGGGCUACACCAGCAGCGAUAAAGAGACGACCACGGAGCACCCGCCCCAGGUGUCGGUCUCCAUCACAUUAGGCGUGGCGACCUCACCGGAGGAGGACACCGUACCGGAGAAGGACACUGUCCUCAUCAUGGGCGACACCCACUACGCCUGGCAGGAGUGGAGCGAGUGGCACUGCAACUGCGCCGCAGGGAGCAUGUCCCGGGUGCGAGACAUCACCUACUCACAGCCUGGCGUCCACCUGGAUCCGGACAAGUACGACGUCCUGCGCUUCGAGAGGGUGGUGUGCAACUACCAGCUCUGCAAGUGCGACCAGGGCCAGUGCGACCUCUCAGCAUUGGUGUGCGAGCAGGGGCCCAUGCACAUGUGCGCACUGCAGGACAUCAAGCAGGACAAGGAGGACAAGAGGAAGGACUUCUGGACCCAGGUCCACAACGGACUCAGGGACCUCUGGAAGAGCAUCAAGGACACCUUCCCGCCGGAGCAGGUGGGGGACAGACGGGCAGGCAGGCGGGGCCAAGGCGCCGCAUAAUGCACUCCCUGUUUUGUUUAUUCAUUCAGAGCAUUGGCGCACACUUGCUCUUUGGGCCCCAGAGUGGCUUACGUCCAAUCUGUUAAAACAAGACGGCCCCGCCACACUGGUGUUCAAUCUGAAAAACAAUAGCAACACGACAUGCGAGGAAAAAGGAAUGGGGAGGGAGGAGGAAAACUCAGGGACAAAUUUCUCAACCAGUUCCUAUGAGUUAGGGCUGAUGCGGGCGCACUUGCUGGCUGGUAAAGGCUGUUGGUGGCUAUGCUCUGUGAUGGUUCUUAAUAUCCACUGCUGGGAGCUUCCCAGAAGAGGGAUUGAGUUGGCCAUUGGGAGAACAGGAU
Messenger RNA from Zootoca vivipara (common lizard), 1092 nucleotides. RefSeq names its product protein MENT-like. NCBI's taxonomy places the organism in Eukaryota, Metazoa, Chordata, Lepidosauria, Squamata, Lacertidae. The record is from RefSeq and is a predicted model, not a curated record.